AUACGUCCCAGAUGGCGUCCGCAAUGCUCAAGUCCCGUGUCCGGCGGCCUUCAUAUCUGAACAAGUUGGCUCAGCCAGAGGACCUACUGCAUCACUUUCCAAACAACGCUUAUGUCGGAUGGAGUGGCUUCACAGGAGUUGGCUAUCCGAAACGAAUCCCAACAGCUCUGGCGGAACAUGUCGAGAAGAACAAUCUUCAAGGCAAACUCAAGUACAACCUGUUCGUGGGAGCCUCGAGCGGUGCUGAGACGGAGAAUCGAUGGGCCCGCAACAACAUGAUUGAGCGACGGGCUCCCCAUCAGGUCGGCAAGGAGAUCGCCAAGGGCAUCAACAACGGCAACAUCAAAUUCUUCGACAAGCAUCUCUCCAUGUUCCCCUCCGACCUCGUAUAUGGCUUCUACACGAAACACAAAGCCAACAACAGUCUCGACGUCGCGGUGGUAGAAGCCUCAUGCAUCACCGAGUGCGGCGGAGUCAUCCCAGGAGCCAGUGUCGGAGCAUCGCCCGAGAUCAUCCAAAUGGCCGACAAGAUCAUCAUCGAAGUCAACACCUCCAUUCCAUCCUUCGAAGGCCUCCACGACAUCACCUUCACCGAAGUCCCACCCCACCGCAAGCCAUACCUCAUCACGCGCCCCGAGGACCGAAUCGGCACGCCUCACAUCCCCAUCGACCCCGAAAAAGUCAUCGCAAUCGUCGAAUCCAACCUCCCGGACCAAACAACACCCAACACCCCAGCCGACGCCGACAGCAAAGCCAUCGCCUCCCACCUCAUCGACUUCCUCCAACACGAAGUCACCCACGGCCGCCUCCCACCAAACCUCCUCCCCCUCCAAUCCGGCAUCGGCAACAUCGCCAACGCCGUAGUCGGCGGCCUCUCCGGCGGUGACGCCAACUUCAAAAACCUCAAAGUCUGGACCGAAGUCCUCCAAGACACCUUCCUCGACCUCUUCGACUCGGGGAACCUCGACUUCGCGACCGCCACCUCCAUCCGCUUCAGUCCCGAAGGCUUCGACCGCUUCUUCGAAAACUGGUCACAAUACACCCCGAAACUCCUCCUCCGCUCCCAAGCCGUCAGCAACUCCCCCGAAAUCAUCCGCCGUCUCGGCGUCAUCGCCAUGAACACCCCGGUGGAAGUCGACAUCUACGCCCACGCGAACAGCACCUGCGUCGACGGUAGCCGUAUGCUCAACGGCCUGGGCGGGUCGGCGGACUUUCUCCGCAGCGCAAAGUACAGCAUCAUGCACACGCCUUCGACGCGCCCGACCAAGGGGGAUCCGACGGGGAUCAGCUGUAUCGUGCCGAUGUGUACGCACGUGGACCAGACGGAGCAUGAUUUGGAUGUCGUGGUGACGGAGCAGGGGUUAGCGGACGUGAGGGGGAUGAGUCCGAGGGAGAGGGCGAGGGAGAUUAUCAAAAUGUGCAGUCAUCCGGAGUAUCGCGACAUUUUGACGGGGUAUUUGGACCGGGCGGAGUGGGAGUGUUUGAGGAAGGGGUGGGGCCAUGAACCGCAUCUGUUGUGGAAUGCGUUUGAUAUGCAUCGGCAUUUGAACGAGCAUGGGACUAUGAAGAUUCCUACGUGGGGGCAGGGGUGGUUUUUGAGUUGA
Zymoseptoria tritici IPO323 is the source of this 1604-nucleotide messenger RNA. RefSeq lists its product as uncharacterized. The transcript has 3 exons. Gene Ontology annotation, biological process: acetate metabolic process. Gene Ontology annotation, molecular function: acetate CoA-transferase activity; acetyl-CoA hydrolase activity. NCBI's taxonomy places the organism in Eukaryota, Fungi, Ascomycota, Dothideomycetes, Mycosphaerellales, Mycosphaerellaceae. Bases 12 to 1604 code for a protein of 530 amino acids. Gene Ontology annotation, cellular component: mitochondrion. The record is from RefSeq and is a predicted model, not a curated record.